UUUGUGCGCAUGCGCAGUUUCACGUAGAGCGUUUGUGGUUGCACAUGUUCGAGCAACGUGCUUGACGAAAAACACCUGUUUUCAGUUGCUACUAUAUACGACGUUUUACCCUAGAAUGUAAUGCACAGACUGUUUUAUUAAAACACGUUAUAAGAACAGAAUAAAGUUUCAGUUACGAGAAGAUUUGUUACCUUGGAGUUAGUUACUGGCAACUGCAUAAAGGAAAGAUCUAACUUGUUGCAAUGGCUGGUACAGCUGCCUUGCCUGAUGUAGCAGCAAACCAAGCUUCGGGUGGAAAUCUUUCAGAUGUUGAAGUACCAAGGAUAAUAUCAUGGGCUGAUGAGGGCAAUGAAGUUUCAAGCAGUGGUGAAGCAGUUGCAGAUGCAAAUGAACAAGAGGUGGAGAAUGAUUUGAACAAUGAUGAAGGUUGGAGCCAAGUUAAGAGCAAAGCGGUUAAGCAAGACAAUAGAUACCACGGGCAUAAUAAUCAUUACUCUUCACGUGGAGGGGGUAAGUUCCGUUCGUUUAACCGGAAGCCGAGAUCUCGCAAACAAGUUGACAAUGGCCCACAUGCUGGACCAAACACGCGUAAAGCUCAAAAUGAUAAACCUACAGAGGAUAAGGAAACGGUCCAAGAACCUGUUGCGCAGAAUGGAGUGGCUGCUGAGUCACAAACAAGCGGCGAUUCGGCAGAUUCUGAUACUCCGAAAUCUGAUACUGAUAAGAAGAACUUGGAACCAGAAUACGUAGACGCGCCGGUUCCAAAAGUGAACCCUUGGAGCAAAAAGGACAAUAUUGUCCAGACUGUCACAGUAAAGCAAGUGAAACCUGGCAACAAAGACGCAGUGGAGAAAUCUCCAGUUAAACGUAACACUCCAAAAAAUCCUCCUAAGCCAAAACCUGUCGCUAAACCCGCCCCACCCGUUCCAUCUGUGUGGACGAAACCCGCCCCUUCCCAAACACCUGUUGAAAUCAACAUUGGAAGUGAUUCUUCCUCUAUUCCAAACCAGAAGGAUCAAGAAUCCAAAGAAGACACAGUAUCGGACAUGGACAGUAGUGAUCAGGCAAGUGAUGCAAAGAAAGAAGGUGGAAAAGAGAAAUUGGAAACCUGGCCUACACUACAUGAUGCAGUCACCCCUCUUCAGUCACCUUCUUCGAAAGUUAAACAAGAUGGUGGUGCUGUCAAAUCUUCCACCAAUGAGAGUCCAGUGCUUAGUACAAGCAACAAACAAGAACAGAAAAAGAAAUACAAAAAGCGAGCCAACAGUUCAAGAUCAAGCCAUGAUGCGACAAACAAACAGUCAACCAGACAAGAACACAGAGGCGUAUAUGAUGAUAAUGAUACAGAUUCAUCCAAAGAAAAUGAUGGAAACAGAAAAUCUGGACCCACAACUCCAAAUGAGAGAAAAAAGGGAAAACCUCGUUGGGUUCCGCUGCCCGUGGAUGUUCGUUCUAAACGUGGCGGAAGAGGUGGAAGGAACCGAUCUUCUUCACCCAACCAUAUCAACAGAGCACCGAGAUAUGAUGGCAAGGGAGUAAGUCGAAGUAGAAACAACAGCAACAACAACAUGAUGAAUGAAAUGGAUUCUGACGGUCGAAGAAAAUGGGGUACGAGCCCCCGUUCUGACACCCGCAGACCCCGUGGCAGGGGCAGAGGCCGCAGUCGAGGCCGUGGCUCAUACCGUGGCACCUCUAGAGGUAGUUAUGAGAAAGCUUACAAUGCUGGUGAGCAUCUACCACCUGGUACACUGGUGGUUUAUGACCAAGCUGGUUUUGCAUUGCCCGUUGAAAUUAUUGGACAAGCUACAAUACUGGAGGAUGGAAGCCAAGUUUACGUUGCGGAUGAUAACUCAUAUGCUCCUAAUCUGGAAUACAUUAUGUGGCAGAUUGAAUAUUACUUCAGUCCUGAUAAUUUGGAGAGAGAUUUCUUUCUACGUAGAAAAAUGGAUACUGAGGGUUUCCUUCCUUUGGAUUUCAUCGCAAGUUUCCAGCGAGUACAAGCGUUGACUACAGAUAUAGAUGUUAUAUACGAGGCGAUCAAAGACAGCAAAGUGAUUGAAAUUGUUGACAACAAAGUUCGUUGCAAAGACAACCCUCUACAAUGGGUGAUACACGACAACAACGACAGCGAAGAUGGGAUACCUGUCCCCGGAUCGCAAUAUUCUCCUCACGGAUCCCAACCCCCAGUAAUCGUAUCUUUGAGUCCUACAUCCACAACAUCCGAGGAGUUUAUGAAUUCUCCCGCUCGUCGACAGCGAUCGGUAGAAGAUGCACCCCUGAACCCGAAGCCAAUCCAGGAAGAGAUUGUCGCUCACUCUGAGCUCUGGAAGUGGGUUGAUGCUCCGAGCUUUGUCCCGAAACGAUCCGUUUCAACAUCGAAUGAAACUUGCCCCUCUGUUAAUACUGUUCCAGCCAAAACUCAAAUGGAUUCGAACACAGAAACAUCGGAACAUGAUCCCAACCAUAGGGAAUGGUGGACCAAGGUUGAGAAGCAUCGACCUAACAGGAUAAAGAAAGUGCUUCAUAUGAGUGGAAAACCUGAGAAGAACAAACCUGAAAAUGAAACUGCAGAAGUUAACAAUAAUACAAAUGAAAAUAAAGAAGUCAAAGCUGGCGAGGAUAAAGGAGACACUCGUGAAGAAUUGGAUUUCAUGUUUGAUGAAGAGAUGGAGGAGCUUAACCUCACAAAGAAGAGUUUUACGAAGUGGGAUUCCGACUCAGAGGAUGAGGUUACGGAUGCCGAUAUAAGGAAGAUCAUUAUCGUGACACAGACUCCUCCGGCAUUCCGGAAACAUCCGGGAGGAGAUCGGACCGGUAGCUUUACAUCCAGGACAAAGAUGACACAGGAUCUAGCAUCAGUUAUCAAUGAUGGGUUGUAUUAUUAUGAACAGAAUUUAUGGGACUCAUGGGAUGAUGACAUUGAAAUUGAACCAGUUGACAGCAAAGGACAAUACACACGAGUUAACGUUAUCAGCCAGGAAGAUUUCAAAGGGAUGAAAGGAGGAAACCGCUCACAAGUUGAUUUAAGUCAGAUCACGCCACCUGGACCGCCAUCAAAAUCUUCAGUUGGUCCGCCUCCCAUUGUAACCACAGAUACAGAAGUUGGAACACCAGGCAGUCCCAGCAUUCGUGUUCCCGGGGCUAUCGCAAAAACCCCACGUACCCCACACCACAAAGAUUCGAAAAUUGCUCCUCGAUUUUACCCAGUGGUUAAAGAGAACACCGCUCCUGACCCUAAGACUCCCCGUAAGAGAAAGACACGGCACAGUAGUCAUCCACCAGAAGAACACCACGUUGGUUGGGUUAUGGACAUUCGUGAACAUCGAUCAAGGUCAAGAACUCCAUCUGUUAGCGACCGUGGCAUGAGUCCUCUACCAGAUGGUAGAAGAUUCCAAUCCGGCACCCCUCAUUCACUACCCAAGUUUGAACACCCCUCGCAUUCACUGCUUAAAGAAAAAGGAUUUGCUCAACAAGUUUACAGCAAAUACCACAGCAAGUGUUUGAGAGAGAGAGAUCGUCGUGGCGUCGGUCAAUCCCCCGAGAUGAACACGCUGUUCAGGUUCUGGUCGUUUUUCCUCCGUGAUAAUUUCAACAAGAAGAUGUUCGAGGAAUUCAAAUCUCUUGCUGUGGAAGAUGGGAAGCAGGGAUACAGGUAUGGUUUGGAGUGUUUGUUCCGAUUCUACAGCUAUGGGUUGGAGAAACGUUGUCGUCCAGAUGUUUUCAAGGAGUUCCAAGAAGACGUGAUUCGUGAUUAUAAAGAUGGGCAACUCUAUGGUUUGGAAAAAUUCUGGGCUUAUUUGAAAUAUUCUGGCUACCCACGUGGAGAGGUGGAUCCACAAAUCCAAACGUGGCUGAAAAAGUUCAGAAAACUUGAAGAUUUUCGAGUUUUGCCUCCCGUGCAUGAGACGGCCACUCCACCUGAGAACAACGAAGCGAGCAAACCAACAACGCAUCGUAAACGAAACCAAGCAACCGGUGACGCGCUAUCACGUGACAAGCGAUCUUAAUCCUUAUGCUGGAUCACGUGAUUGCACGAACGUUUUGUGACGUCGGCGCGCUAAUCACAUUUUCUCCGAGACUUUUUCGAUGGUUUUCGUUCCUUUUUUCCUUUUCGGUAUUCGACUGGUGAUUUUUGGCGUGUGAAGUGCUUGGGUGACGGUAUAUAGCAUGUAGACGCCUAUAUUAGGUGCAAGUCCUGGUCACAGAUGUAAACAAGGGUUCUAGAUUGGAUUUUCUGCCAAGAUUUGUGCAAGAAGGGCAUUAGCCGCUAAUAUGUUACGUGCGUUUUAAAAGAACAUUAUACUCGGCAAAAUGACUGCCAGGACAUCGUGAAACAGCCUGACAAGUUUAACUACAUAUUGUUUUAUUACUACCAAGAAUCGUUUAACUUUAAAUCCCCAAUAUAACCCCAACCAAUCUCGUUUAUCCCACUGUGAAAAAUUGGAUAAAACCCCCAAUAAGUACCAGUAACACCCAAGGUUUACCAGGCAUUCUAAUUGCUAGAGCAUGUUCAUAGCUCUCUUAUCCCAAAGUUCCCACUUAUACCAUAAUCAUGUAAAACCCGCCAAAAGCCUACUUUUUCUAUUUUUCCUGCAAGCUUUCGCUUUAAGCUUUGUUUUAUUGUGUUUUAAUGCAUUUUUCGCCUCUUCGUAACUUUCGUUCAUGUCAAUUUCGCCCCGACUUUGCUCAAAACCGCGCACCUCGUGCCUUAACCAAAGUUUUGCACACCACCACCACGACUGGAUAUACCCAAAACUUCAGCCAUAUGCUAAAACUAAUACUAAUCCAUUAAAAAACAAAAUUUUAGUUUAAGUGUGCCAUUGAGUUUUCGGUUCACUUUCGAUUCUGUGUUACCCUGGUGUUCAGUUGCGCAGAUGUAUCGUUUCAGUUUGUUACUAAAAUACCAACUCUGAUUAUUAAGCAACCCAUUACUGCCAGCCCUUUUUACCUCGGCCUGGUUUACCCAAUGCACCAACAUAUCUAUAGUUGCAACAAUAGUCAUGACAUUUCUCAUUUAUAAGAUUGAUGUCUUUUACCGUCAGUUUUAAAAGCCGCGGUUUUCACUAAGUUGUGUAAAUGUCGCCAAAGUUUCAUUUUUCCGAUUUUAUUUCUGGACUUUUAGGGGUUGGCGGAUGAUUCCUUUUGUUUAUUGUGUGUUCGGUGCAUUUUUGUGGGAACUGUAGCAGCGUAUGUAGCCACGGUUGCAAUAUAGACAACAUAGAGUGUUUGAACGCAUAUUGCAUGUAUGUUGCUUUCAUAUUGUGCAGAGGUACAGGGUUUUGUUUUACUGUCAUUUACCGCUCUCUAUAAACUUAAUUCAAACUUACUUUAAACAGUUUGCCAAACAACUAAGCUGCUUUGAGUGAAAAUGAAUUCGAAACAGUCUUAAUUUGUCUGUAACGGUUGUAUAUAUUCGACUUUGCCGCGUGCUUCCUACAUCUGUGCAAGUCUAUCGCGUUAAUGUUCUGUUUGUGUCCACCCAGCGUCUUUACGUCACUGUAUUACGUCAUAAUGUUGGUUGGAAUGACGGGAAGAACGGAUGGUUGUACUAAUUUUAAAUGUUCUUAAUUCUCAUUUUUUUGCUGCCCGUGCGCAAUUUUGUGUAAUUUAUGUGAACGAGGAUAAAAAGAACCAAAAAAA
Messenger RNA from Ciona intestinalis (vase tunicate), 5640 nucleotides. The record is from RefSeq and is a predicted model, not a curated record. Lineage: Eukaryota; Metazoa; Chordata; Ascidiacea; Phlebobranchia; Cionidae.